CAAAAGUAGCCAAUAAGGCUAGACUUUCCUCUAGAUCAGCUUCCUCUACACCCAGAUCAGCGUACACGUCAGCCUAGUACAACCACAGCGCAGUUCAUUACAUUAUUUAAACCGAAGUUGGGCUAAAUUAACUAAUUCCUUUACAGAAAGAAAGAUUUGGAGAGCAAAGGAAAUGUCAAAAAAAGUGGCAGUAGUUACCGGUGCCAAUAAAGGCAUAGGACUUGCGAUUGUGAGGGAGCUUUGCAAGGCAAAAUUUUCCGGGGAUGUUAUUCUUACUGCUCGAAAUGAGAAACUUGGAAAUGAGGCAGUGAAGAUGCUGAAGUCCGAAGGAUUUGAAGUUGCUUACCACCACCUUGAUAUCUGCGACCAGGGCAGCGCCAAGCAACUGAGUAACUUUCUGCAGAAGAGUUAUGGGGGUUUGGAUGUGCUCAUUAACAACGCUGGAAUGGCCUUUAAAAGUUCCGUACGGUAGCCUAUUCUACUAUUUUGGCGUCACUUGUCAUGCAAUUGUUACUGUUUUAGCCGAUUGUAACAUUGAGGGGUUUCGUGUAGGCGUGUUUUGCACCGACUGGAAGUGGAUUGCGUUCGAUUUGGAACCGGGCUGCCUCCCGGGCAUGAGCCAGGUGCCCGCUCUGUCCGACCGCGAAGUCUGCUCAAAACAGAAGUGACUUCAUUAAGCACGUGUAGUAAUUAAUAGGAUUCUAUGUUUUCGCAUGCAAAAGUGAUUGCUUUUGAUAAAGACGAUUUAUCUGCCUUCCCAAUUAAAACUAGUUAGAAAAUUCAAACAUGUAUUUUAUGGAAAAGAGAUGUAUGUUUCUGGAUGAUGCACCAUGCUGCCUUGUUGACAAAGUGACAGUGGCGCAGAUUACUGUUCAAUUUGAGAAGUGUGCUCCUCCCUACCCGCUUUCGCCUGGGCCAGUGUAUAAUAACUCCAUCACUGUAGCCAGAUAGUGAGAGGUUUGUGGGUUGAUCUUGUGCCAUGUUUAGCAACAAUCAGCUGUUCAAUUUAAACUGCCUAGCAAUGAUAGUAGGGCUAGUUGAUUGCAACUUUUGUGUAACAUGAGUUAUGAUCCUAUGUAGCAGUGUGAUUGCAUUAGAAAAUUAUGCUCUGAAAAUAUGAUGAGUGAGGGUGACCUAUAUUGACAUAGCCCCCCUCCCCCACUCUCUCUCUCUUCUUGUAGAAAGCAAUAAUUGAUCAUCACAUUUUUUCCCUAGAUGAUGCAACUGAGCCUUUUGGAGAACAGGCUGAGGUGACCAUGCGCACCAACUUUUGGGGCACGCUGUGGGUGUGCCAUGCUCUCCUACCCCUCCUCAGACCAAAUGCCAGAGUGGUGAAUGUCUCCAGCUUUGUUAGCAAGAAGGCUCUUGAUACAUGCAGCCCUCAACUACAAGCCAAGUAUGACCUUCAUUCUGUAUUGAAAGCCCCAUUCAUGCUUAACUUCAUUCUGAAUUGUAAUCUAUUGGGGGAGAAAUAUACACUAUCUUUAUACAUCCGUCUAGCCGCAAACCUGACCAACUUGAAUGAAAGCCAGAUUCAUCCCUUCAAUAGCAGCUGUUGCAUUAGCAGAUAUGAAGAACAUUGUACUUUAGGCCACAACAGCAACAUUUGAAAAUCUAAUCAGUUUAUUAUGUCAGUUGCAAUUUUUGUCCACACAAAUGCUACUACAGAUCAUACACAACAUUUUCAAAUUAAACCAUUACUGUGAUCAUCACAUGCAGUCAUAAACCACUAUUACAAGGUCUUUUUUUCUGUUAUGUCUUGAAGGUUCCGUGAUACUGAGCUCUCUGAGGAGGAGCUGUGCUUGCUGAUGGGGGAGUUUGUUAUUGCCGCUCAGCAGGGAAACCAUCAGGCCAAUGGGUGGCCAAACACAGCCUAUGGCACAACAAAGGUAGGGUUCUGUCUGUCCACACAACUAUUAAGGGGAAAGGGCAAAUGUGACCAACUGCCUCGAUUUGGUCUUGAAAUUUGUGUUGUUGUUUUUACAUUGGAUAAAAGUAGCGACUCAGAGCUACAAAAUGGUAUAUCAUACACUGUAGUUGAGGAACAAUGGGAAAGUAAUUCUGCUUUGAAAGUUGAUUAACUUGUUACCCCACUUUUAAGAAAAUGAGCCUUGAAUGUUUUGGUACUCCUACUGGAUAGCUCCUCUUUGUCUAAACCUGUUCUGCAUCGUUCACACCCUCUUAAGCUUUAGCCCCACCCAUCUCUUUAAGGAUUCAUAUGUGAGGCCAUGUGCUAAACAAAGUGAGUAAGGUAGUGUAGUAAACAACCAAAGAUUUCAAGACUAAAAGUGGUGAAAGUAGUAGCCUAGUAUAAGGGGAUAACUCCAGGUAAAAAUGCACUUUAUCUAGUCCUUGGCAUAUAUCCUAAUCUGACUUUGAAAGUGCCCAGAUAAAAAUAUUGUAUAAAUAUUAUCAGAUGAUGCUUACCCAGACACUUGUCUAAAUUGAUGAGUCAUGUGAAAGAAAUGCUAUAACUACCCCCCCCCCCCCCCCCCCCCCCACCCCCCCCAGCCACAUCUAGCUAAGUGGAUGGCUCACUAUUGUCUAGACAUGUACUCAUGUGCAUGAAAUACAAUAGAUGGCCGUAAUCACCCCCCAGACACACCUGGCUAACUUGAUGGGUCAUGUAAUCAUUCUCUUAUGAAGUGGAGUCUUUUGUUUCGACAUGUAGCUAGCUAAACAAUGAACCAUAAUCCCAACCCAUAGCUACAGUAGACGGAUUGUCAUAGCUAGCCACUAUGCAUUAAAUACUGGAGUAUGAAUCUGCAGGUAGCUAAAGCUAACCAACUAGGUUCAAUGUUAGCUAGCUAGCUAACAUUAGGCUAUAACUAGCAAUGCAAAUAGCUUUCUGAGAUACAAAUAAUAUUACUACACAGAUCAUACACUUAACGUUAGCUAGUGAGCAAGCAAGUUAACAUUUGCUAGCUAGUUAACAGUAUGCUUUAACUUGCAAUGAAAAUCGACUUUCUGACAAAAUUAGAAACGUUAAAUAUGUGAAAAUGUAGCUAGACUCUUACCCGUAUACAUGGAUGAACGCUUCACGGCAGCGUGUCUUUUCCGUUUGGUUUGUAGCUAGCUACAGCUUGUUUGGUCCGUUGUUGUGUUAAGUCACUCCGGUUCACACUGACCUUGUGCAGAAAAGUAGUCCAUCACAACUAUUUCCCACUGAUCUUUGUUGUUAGCACCUGCUAAAUUCUGGGCAGCGACGUUGUUGAGAGCAGUAGCAACACUUUUGCAGGUAUCCAUGGCUAACGUUAUAUCUUUCAAAAAAGCUGCGGUAUCAAGGAUUAUCUACACAUACUGAGAAGCUCAUGUUAUAGACAGAAGCGUGCUACAUGGCAGACCAUUCCGAACUCAUCUUGCGGCAUGUUCAGCCCAUCCAUUAUCUCAGCCAAUCAUGGCUAGCGGGAAGGUUCCUGUCUUUUUCUGUGGCUAAACCAACUAGGCUCGUAAUUUUAACAAUUGUCUUCGUAUUUACAGCUGGCAUACAAGUUUCUUAUUAAGGCACAUGAAAGUUCACAUGUUCCAAAAAGGCAUAAAAACAAAAACGCAUUUUGAUAAAAAAAUAAAAAAGUAUUUAUUUCAAAUGCCUCUCCUGUGAAGUAGUGACUUGCGACAUACACCUAGCUUCUUGAAACAGGUGAACAAAUGGCAGAUUUAUCAUACUGUUUUUUUCACCUCUGUUUAGAUUGGAGUGACUGUGCUGUCCAGGAUUCAGGCUCAUAUUCUGACUAAAACCCGGGCAGCUGAUGGAAUCCUGCUCAACGCCUGCUGCCCUGGCUGGGUCCGCACUGACAUGGCAGGCUCAAAGGCCCCCAAGAGCCCAGAGGAAGGAGCACAGACUCCUACCUAUCUGGCACUUCUUCCUGAAGGGGCAAAGGAGCCACAUGGACAGUUGGUGUGGGACAAGACCAUUCAGGAAUGGUAG
This is a messenger RNA of Coregonus sp. 'balchen', 3928 nucleotides long. The record is from the annotation of a GenBank genome assembly. Lineage: Eukaryota; Metazoa; Chordata; Actinopteri; Salmoniformes; Salmonidae.